ACUCUUGAGGAGAAGUUGUCAUUUUAUUUCUCUUCAGCCUCCACUGAAUGCCUUGACUGCUAUUGGAAAGGACAUGACUUUACAGGAGCAGGAGGAACUAACUGAACUGAAACAAGAUCGUGGUUUAAAGCUAAGAUUUGCUGAACUUCCUUUGGACAGUUUUUGGUUGACUGCUCCCAAGGAGUUCCCCAUUCCGGCCAACAAAGUUUUGACAUUGCUCCCAUUUUCCACAACAUAUGUGUGUGAGCUGAGCUUUUCAAGCCUAACUGCUAUAAAAACUAAAAACAGAGAGAGACUGAGAGCUGUUGAAGAGCUUCGUGUAUGCCUUUCUUCAAUUCCUGCCAGGAUAUCGGCUUUGUGUUCAUCUAAACAGGCCCAGGUUUCACACUGAGAAGCUGCCUUAAUCACGAUGAACCCAGGCUACGCAGGCAGGACCGAGCUCCGGGACAACCUGGAGGCUGCUUCAGAUCCGUCUCCAUGAUUGUGCCCGACCACGCCGUCAUCGCAGAGGUGUGCUCGGGUGCCGUCAUUCAUUACGUUAUGUAAUGAACGCAAUAACGGAUGUAUUCUGGCGUGUUACAGAACCGUUUCACGUUGUCUUUUUUGCUGUAGGUGGACUUGUGAGCUGAGGGCUUCAAGUCCAGUGAGACUCUGGCGAAGAAGAUGAUUCAGCUGUAUAAGCUGUGCAGCAAGCAGCUUUCCCGGCAGGACCACUACGACUUCAGCAUGAGAGUCGUCAACUCUGUUAUCGUCAUGGCCGGGUAUGUCCGUCUACGAACAGGGUGAACAUAUUAGGUCUCUGAUGCGAGAGAACCCACACCUGAGUGAGAAUGUGGUGUUGAUUAGAGCGCUACGAUACUCCAACCUGCCCAAGUUACUCAAGGAUGAUGCAGAACUUAAAAUAAAAUAAAUUGAUAAAUAGUAAAGAACGCCAAAGCUUACAUAUGGAGUAUCAAAGGUCAUUAUCACAGGAUCACUGGAAUCAGGCACUAGGAGGAAAUUCCAGGACAAAUUAGGAAAUACAAUUAACUGACAUUUGCAAAUUCUUUGCAACUAAAAAGCUGUAAUUAUAUACUAUAUAACUUUUUUUAAAGCAUUUAAAGUAUAUAACAUUAGCACCUUGUAAUGUUAUACCAGAUGAAAAGUAAAGAAUCCUGGAACAUCUGAACAUCCAUAAUCUGAAAAUCUUGAACCUAGUGUCAAUCGAGUCAAUCCAAUCCUUCUUGUGUGCGUUUAGCGGUAUUCUGUCGGACCUCUUUCCUGGUGUGGGCGUCCCCGAGCAUGACUACGGCGCGCUUCAGUCGAACAUCGAGGCAGCUCUAUGCGCCCGCUCCCUGCAGCCCGUCUCCAGCAUGACCGCCAAGGUGAUCCAGCUGUACGAGACCACGCUGGUGCACCAGGGCGUCUUGCUGGUGGGCCCUACAAGAGGCGGUAAGACCACAGCGUACCGUGCCCUCGCUGACGCACUGCGCACCCUCCACGAGACAGAGGGCUGCGAGGUGAAUCCCUUCUACAAGCCCAUCGAGACCGACGUGCUCAACCCACAGUCAGUAAGUUUGGACGAGCUGUAUGGUGAAGACGACCCUCUCACACUGGAGUGUAGUGCCAUCAAACCGUCCCUCGGCAGUGACAUCGCCGACACGCACAAGUGGGUGGUGAGUGACGUACCUGUGGACGUGCCUGUGGAUUGAGAAAAUCACCGCCGUGUUGGACAACAACAAGACACUCUGUCUGGCUAACGGUGAAAGGAUCAAGCUCACACCUUCUACACACAUGUUAUUCGAGGUGUUACCCAUCAGACACAGAUAGCAUCGGUCCUAAAAACCAUCACAAACAAGCACAAGCAUGUCAUUUCCAAGAAGAUUUUUUUUUUUUUUUUUUACAUUAAACAUGUUCCUGAUGGAAAGGUCACACACAAACGUAUCUUUAAGACUUCACUCUUUCACACGCCUAUAAUGAGCGAUAAACGCAUUCGAAGCAUGUUAUAAAGCCUCCGUAAUGCAUUACGCAUAGUAUUUAAAUAAAUAUUAUUAUAAUAAC
Messenger RNA from Ictalurus punctatus (channel catfish), 2040 nucleotides. Its product is annotated as dynein axonemal heavy chain 6-like. The coding region runs from base 1353 to 1691 and encodes 112 amino acids. NCBI's taxonomy places the organism in Eukaryota, Metazoa, Chordata, Actinopteri, Siluriformes, Ictaluridae. The transcript has 3 exons. The record is from RefSeq and is a predicted model, not a curated record. Gene Ontology annotation, cellular component: dynein complex. Gene Ontology annotation, biological process: microtubule-based movement. Gene Ontology annotation, molecular function: dynein light intermediate chain binding; minus-end-directed microtubule motor activity; dynein intermediate chain binding.